UUUCAAGUCCUUGGUCAAGAGUUUGUUGAGUGUUAAAUCAAAUACAGCGAAUGGAAAAUGUUUAAUUGAGGCUAGAAAAUGGAUUUGUAGUUUUCUUCCCCCACUUUAAUGAUGCAAGAAUCCUAUUAAUGGCUUUCACGCGAAGCAAAUUUAAGGUGUCUUCAAGAUGGCAAAGAAAAACCCAUAUCACCCCACGGGGUUCUCUAGGGGGAUUGUCACUAGUGAGUUCAAUAAAAUCAUCAAUGGUUAGAAUAACAGUUUUGACAGCAUAAAUACCUAAGCUAAUCAUGUGAUAAAAAGGUAUAAAGAGACGAGUAUUUGCUGGGGUGUUCAGUAUUGAACGCGCUAUAGAGAUGAAUUCAAACGAGACAGUGAAUGGCACAGGGCGCAGAAGUGUGAGCGAAGCCGGUUGCUUCGUUGUCGACCCUUCAGCGAUCAAGGGGCUUCGUAUUUUCGCUUACUGUAUCAUCAUCAUUGUAUCUUUGCUCGGAAACGCCAUGGUUGUAGCUGUGAUCUUCAGGAACAAGUCUAUGUGGAAGACAGUGAAUUUUUUCAUCGUCAAUCUAAGCUUAGCAGACCUUCUCGUCACCAUCACAUACAUGCCAAGAAUCAUUUCUCUGGCCUACGCAGGUUAUGCAUGGCAGAUCCUAGGAGGCAUAGGACUUGUCUUCUGUAAGAUAGCAUGCUUUAACGAGGUGGCUAUAUUUGUAGCUAUCUUCACAAUCGUUGCCAUAAGCUUUGACCGUUUCUUCGCCGUGGUGUUUCCCCUUCGUCGCUUCAUGUCAGUCCCAAUAUGUCAGGGUUUAAUAUUCUGCAUAUGGAUGGCUGCUCUAGCGGCAGGAUUCCCGGAGUUCUACGCCAUCGAACUACGACUCUACCAAAGCUCGGUGUUUUGUUAUCUCGACUUGGACUUCGCGUUCGGACCAGGCUCUUCCAAGGCGUACUACAAGUUCAUCAUCAUCGGCGCGUUUGCUGUACCUUUAGCUAUAAUAACGGUGCUUUAUUCUGCCAUCAUCUUGACGCUGAUCAAGAAUCGUAACAUUCCAGGACAGUCGUCAUCUGUAAACGACGCUCAGGCGCGUAUCCGUGAAGAAUCGAAGAGAAAAGUCCUCAAGAUGGUGUCCAUAGUUGUGGGGACUUUCAUUCUUUGCUGGUUACUUUACUUUAUUCAUUUUAUCGUCUAUUCAUAUGGGAUUACAUUACCAUGUGAAUUGAUGUUCUUGAGACUAUUUUUAGCGCACUUUCAUUGCGCUUUCAGCCCAUUUAUCUAUGGAUUUUACAACGCUAAGUUCCGAGAUGGCAUGAAGAGUAUAAUCACUGGCAAUACUACCCGAAGCACGAGAAAUGAGCCGCGAGGAAAUCAAGUUGCUCCUGCAAACACUACACAAAACAACAGUGGACAAAACACAGCUUUUACGAAUAAUGGAUUUGAAACUACCUAAAAACUGUCUCCUUGUUUUACGAGGGUGGUACUAGACAAAGUACGGAGGGUUGAUUCCAAUCUGGCCUUCAAUCCCUGAUCAAUUUGGAAUUUAAAAGUUGAUUUUCGUGGAGGGACAAAAACUGGAGAGCCCGGAGAAAACACCCUCGAAGCACAGGAGAGAACCAACAAACAGCUCUAUUCUUUACGACGCCGAACCUGACAAGAAUCGAAUCCGGGUCGUCUUUGGUGAGAGACGACGCCUUAGCACCACGCGCCACCCGUGUUUCCCAUUUUACAGACUAAAAGCAAAGGCAUAGAUAAAUGGCAAAGAGCUUCGAUUGUUUCUUGUUUGUAUUUCAAAAAUAGAAACGAAAAUUUAAAAAAAUGAAAAGAAUAUAUAAAAUAUUGAGAACAAUUGUAAAAGGAUUAAUUUACGCGUAUUAUUCAAACCGUUAUAAGGCUGGCUGUAAACAAAAGCAUGCUACUAAAGAGAAUGUAUCGCAUUACAUGUUCUACAAUUAAGUAUCAUAUAGUAAAACAUGCCAAAAGACA
Actinia tenebrosa (Australian red waratah sea anemone) is the source of this 1975-nucleotide messenger RNA. Its product is annotated as substance-P receptor-like. Gene Ontology annotation, biological process: G protein-coupled receptor signaling pathway. Gene Ontology annotation, cellular component: plasma membrane. Gene Ontology annotation, molecular function: G protein-coupled receptor activity. The record is from RefSeq and is a predicted model, not a curated record. NCBI's taxonomy places the organism in Eukaryota, Metazoa, Cnidaria, Anthozoa, Actiniaria, Actiniidae.